Molecule: messenger RNA, 1238 nt
Organism: Racocetra persica
Lineage: Eukaryota; Fungi; Glomeromycota; Glomeromycetes; Diversisporales; Gigasporaceae
Source: the annotation of a GenBank genome assembly
CCUUGGAAAAUGUACCUCUUAUUUUGGCACCACAGUUCUCCGCAUUACAACCGGUAACAAUGCCUCAUGAUUUUACUCUUGAUCUACCUCCUGUGAAUAAGUAUGACUUUAAUCUUGAACGUCAUGUUAUCGCUGAUUCAGAACGAUUUCGGCAGGAAAAUGCCGCUUUGAUGCAAAUACGAGCCCAGAAACUGCAAGCUCUUCAGGAUGCGCGCAUCCGUAAGCAAAAAGAGGAAGCCAGAAAAAUAGCUCCUGGAUUCCUGGACACAGAUCGAAGACUUUUAACUCCCGUACCAAUGCACGCACCGUCUAAGCGAACCAGUCAGCAAGUAGAAAAUGGUAAUGUACCCGCUGGUGAAGUUAGCAAUGACAAUCAGAAAGUGUCACACGGGCGUUCUGCAUCAGAUGAAUUGCCAAAUCACGUUGUAGAACGAAUGAAAUUAAAAGAAGAGGGUGAUGUAGAAGAGAGUAAACCUGCAAAAUCACUGGUUUAUCUUGAAUUUGAGGAGAGUCUUCCAUCACGUAAUAUGUUAGAUCCUCAAAAUACAUUUCAAAAUGAUAUGGCAAUCUUGCAGGGAGUAAUUGGAUCUUCUGUGCCAUUCACAUCACCAAAUGGUGUAAAAAAUUUCGUUUCAAAUGGACUUACCAUGUCUCCAACUACCACGGGAUUACAUAUGGGGCCAGAAAAAUCAUUGGCACCUUCUAAUUUUAAUAGGUUCCACGUAUCGCCAAGAUUACAACCAGUAAUAACUCCUUCUGUACAACAGCAGCCACAAGCAUUCACUUUAGGGUCACCUUUAUCAAAUCAUAGCAAUCCCGAACAAUUUAUGUCAACAAAUUUAGCUAAUAUGCAUAUAUCUCCUACAAAUACUGCAAAUGUUUAUACAUCACCUUUAAGUUCUAUGAGUGCUCGCAAUAUUUCUGCUCCUAACCUUCAAGGUGAAAUGCAAAGAGAUUUUACUGCUGCCCCGUUGUAUUCUUACGAACGACGACCCUCGCAUCAACAACACAUUAUUCCUCCCACUCUUCCUACCCGACCCCCAAAAGAGGCGAUACCUUCAUCGUCUUCAACUUCCUAUAUUGAAGAGGAAAGCGAUGUUGAUGAGAAUGACCCAAAUAGUGAAAUGAUAAAGCAAAUUAUAAACAUAGGAUUUUCAAAAACACAAGCUAUUGACGCGUUGGAGAAACAUGAUUAUGAUCCUCACAAAGCAUCAAAUUAUUUAUUGGAUUUACAAUAG